Messenger RNA from Paramacrobiotus metropolitanus, 1665 nucleotides. Its product is annotated as atrial natriuretic peptide receptor 3-like. NCBI's taxonomy places the organism in Eukaryota, Metazoa, Tardigrada, Eutardigrada, Parachela, Macrobiotidae. The transcript has 12 exons. Gene Ontology annotation, molecular function: signaling receptor activity; peptide hormone binding. Bases 1 to 1479 code for a protein of 492 amino acids. The record is from RefSeq and is a predicted model, not a curated record. Gene Ontology annotation, cellular component: membrane.
AUGCAUCCUCCUUUCGCACUCUUUUCGGCUUUUGCUGUAAUCCGCUGCGUAACGACAUCCCCCGUGGACGUUGCAUUGGUGCAGCUUUUUCUAUGGGGCGACAAGACACCAACCAGUCUGAGCUUUGCUGGUCCCGUGAUCGCUAAGGCGCAGGAAGAUAUGGCACCUUACAAGGAUACUUUGAAUAUAACCAGAGUUCUCAUCUAUGACCGUAACGUGACGACAUGCGUUGGGAUGGAUCAAAAAGCAGCAUUCUGGAUUACGCGCUAUUUUUACCAUGAGGCGGAUGGUAAUCCGGUCAUGGGGGUAUUCAGCCCAGAAUGUCCAGCAGCAGCAUCCUCCAUAGCUGCACUGGCGAGAACGUGGAACAAACAGAUGCUAGUCACCAAAUGGGGAGAUUUUGGUUUCUCCAACAAGAAGCGCUAUCCCACAUUGACCAUGUUCUCGCCCUAUAUUGAUUACAGCCUGGAUAUGUUCUUGGGCAGAUUAUUGGCACACUUCAACUACAGCAACGUGGUGAUAAUGUGUGAUGAUGAACAAGACAAUUUAGGACUGUAUGUGCCCACGUGUACAUCCGUAUUCGACACGCUGCGUUUGAAGUAUAAUGUCAGCGCCAGCCGGUUCUAUGUGAAUGCCACGUACGAGUACAAUGUCAGGCAUUAUUUGGACAAGAUAAAAGCUUUGACUCGAGUUAUCAUCAUCAUUGCCCAUGGCGACCGGAUUCGUCCAAUCAUGUUAGCAGCGUUUGAUAAGAAGAUGACGGAGGGCGAUUAUGUUUAUUUCACACUUGAACUUUAUCUACGCAGUAAAUUUUACGGCAGCGUUACCUGGAAUACUGGAGACCGAGAUAAACGCGAUGCGGAUGCCCGUACCGCCUUUCGCUCCCUCUUCGUAUUAUCUCCGCGCAAUCCGGAUGCCACACCCGAAUACCGCAAAGUUACGGAUGAAAUAAAACAGCGCUCUAGAAGUACAUCCGGCUAUACAUAUGCCGCCGGGGAGAAAGUCAACCCAUUUGCCAUGGCAUACUAUUACGCCCUCGCCAUUUACGCCCAGGUGUUGAAUGAAACUAUAGCCAGUGGACGGGAUCCCAACGACGGGUACCUGCUUAGCAUGCUGAUGUGGAACCGAACAUACACCAUUUUAGGUCAAGAUAUCAGCAUCAGCCCUAAUGGCGAUCGCGAGACGGACUGGACAAUGAACCAGAUGAAUGCCGAAACCGGAAUGUUUUUGCCUGUAAUGGACUACUCCGCUAAGCGCAAUAUCGUGACACCUUCUCGUGACCCAGCGGAUGACGGCACUCGUCAGAUUGUUUGGUACAACCGUAAUAGCCCGCCUCCUAAUGAACCAAAAUGCGGCUAUCGUGGAAUUAAACCAGAGUGCGAUGCUAUAAAGCAAGGUGCAAGCAAGCAAGGGAACCACUAUCAGCAGCUUGCAGCCGCUGUCGUAAACUUAUUCCAAGCGGUGAAAGGAAUGCUCUGAGCAUAAUUUUAUUUGCCGGCUUCAUUAUCCUGACUUGCAAGAGAUACAUCGAAGCUUUUGUUCCGCUUUUAUCAUAACGAUUUUGAUAUUGGUCGUUGACACACUUUAACGGUAAGGAGCUGGUAAAAAGUCACUGUCAGCUACAUUUUUGAACGUUUUGGUAGUAUUAUUACGCAAAACACUGCA